ACGAUAAACUAAGGUCUACUUCCGGAGUCAAUUCGGCGGAACGCUGCGUGCAAUCAGACUACUCCUGAGACUCAUAUCUUUGUUAUCCCCUAUUGCUUGUUAUUGAAGCUUCCUCAACCACCUCAACGACCCCAACCGCCAAAAUGGCUUCCGAAAAGAAGGACAAGCUCGAGCCGCAAAUCAAGUCCGUCGAUAUGACGGAGGAUAUGCAGCAAGAGGCUGUUGAAGUUGCGAUCGAGGCCAUGGAGAAGUAUCACAUUGAGAAGGACAUCGCCCAGUACAUCAAGCGAGAGUUUGACUCGCGCAAAGGGGCAACAUGGCAUUGUGUUGUAGGAAGGAAUUUCGGAAGCUUUGUUACACACGAGACGAAACACUUCAUCUACUUCUACCUCGGACACUGCGCCAUUCUCCUCUUCAAGACCCAAUAGACACCCUGUGACGUACACGUUGGAAAUAGAAAAGGGGGCUGAGUCCCUGGGCGAUUGGGGGCCUUGACUGCCAGUCGAGAUAUACCGCCACGGCAAUAGAUGCC
This is a messenger RNA of Aspergillus alliaceus, 532 nucleotides long. RefSeq names its product dynein light chain DYN2. Gene Ontology annotation, molecular function: dynein light intermediate chain binding; dynein intermediate chain binding. Gene Ontology annotation, biological process: microtubule-based process; cilium assembly. Lineage: Eukaryota; Fungi; Ascomycota; Eurotiomycetes; Eurotiales; Aspergillaceae. The record is from RefSeq and is a predicted model, not a curated record. Gene Ontology annotation, cellular component: cytoplasmic dynein complex. Bases 144 to 428 code for a protein of 94 amino acids. The transcript is spliced from 7 exons.